AUGGCUCAAUUAGAUAAAGUUGUGGCAGCAUAUCGUGUGACCUCACAAUAUCCGGUAUUAUUAUCUGCUAGAAUAAUUAAUUCCUCAAAAGCUUCUGUUAGUGUUCAAUCUGUUUGGAUACAAAAAGUUUUGGAGAGGCAAUCAGUGAUCAGGUUCCGGCAAACUGUAUUUUCAGAUUAUAAGACUUAUACCUUAACAUCACCGCCAACUGACAUAACAAAUGAGUUGAUGAGCGCAUACUCAAAAUCAUGUAAGUAUUUUUGUGUGGUCAGAGAAGUGGAAUCUGGAAAUGAAAUCAAACAGUACUUAGAAGUAUGGGCUGAUUGUUCACUGGUAAAAAAUUAUGACUUGAACGCUUUAGAUGUGCACGGAAAAAUUUAUGCUGAUUCCGAAUUUGGAACUUUAGAGUGGUCUCCUGAUGAGACCAAAAUUGUUUACAUUGCUGAGAAAAAAGUUCCAAAGUCAGAACCAUUUUAUAAACAAAAACCAAGAGCACCGCCUCAUAAAGAUGGUGUGGAUAAUAGUGACACUGUGCCGGGUAAAGAAUAUGAUUGGACUCAAAAUUGGGGUGAACAGUUGGUCGGAAAGAUUACUCCAGUUAUGGUGGUAUGUGAUAUAAAAACAGAUACUAUAGAUGUUCUUUCAAAUAUUCCAAAUGAUGUUAAUCCUGCAACUGCAACAUGGACACCUGAUGGAAAAGGAGUCGUGGCAAUUGGACAUAUAAUCACAUCUCGUAAAUUGGGUCUAACUUACUGUGCUAAUAGUCUUAGUAUUGUAUUUUCUCUCACGUUAGAUGGCCAAUAUGAUGUGUUGAGUUCCAAUUCUGAACAAUUGUGCGUGAGGUAUCCAAGGUUCAAUUUGAAUGGCACAAAGCUUGUGUGGUUAGAACGCUUAGCAGGAGGACCACAUAAUUCGUGCUAUAAGCUGAUCUCCUGCAAUUGGUCUACAAAAGAGACUAUUACGGUCGUUGAUUUUGACAAUCGAAUACUUCACAAUACUGAUUAUUACAAUGAACAAUUACCAUUUUAUGGGCUAUAUGAUCAUCUUUAUCCUAUCAAUAUAAUACCAAGAAAUUGUUGGCUGAAUGAUCAUAAGACCCUUGUAUUGAGCACUCCACAAGGUGGUUCAAUGCAUACGUUCGCUAUUGAUACUGAAUCUAAAGAUAUCCGUUAUCUUCCAAUCACCAAACCGUUUCAUGAAAGUGUUACUGUAAUAGAUGUUUGCAACAAUGUUUUAGUUUGUCAAAAAUCAUCGCUUAAUAAUCCCGGACAAUUAUUUGCCAUCAAAAUACUUUCUACAUAUUUUACUAAUAUUUCCAUUCACGAAAUUUCGCCAUCUCAUAGUCUUCCUAAUAGUGACAACUUUGUUGUUGAGCAUGGUUAUACUCUUUACAAUAAACCAACUACAAUUUUCUAUGGACCAAAAAAUAAUAAUUGUCCUUUGGUUAUAAUUCCUCAUGGAGGCCCUCAUUUAGCAUCUUUAGACUUUUAUAGAGCAGAAUUUGCAUUCUUUGUUCAGAUAGGUUUUGCUGUGUUGCUUAUCAAUUAUCGAGGAUCUACAGGCCUAGGUAAGGAUUAUGUUGAAUCAGCAAUUGGUAAUAUAGGUGAUUUUGAUGUCAAAGAUGUUUAUAAUGCAAUUCAGUCGAAUCCUUUGUGGUCCAAUAGAAAAUUGGUGUUAUUUGGUGGUUCAUAUGGAGGAUUUUUGGUUACACAUUUAAGUGGACAGUAUCCAUCAGCAUUUAAAGCAGUUUGUGCACAGAAUCCUCUUGUUGAUUUGGUUAAUUUUUUUGAGUCGUCUGAUAUUCCUGACUGGGCCAUUACAGAAGCUGGUUAUAACUACUCUGAUGUAGAUAGCUUGGAAAAUUCUAAAGAUGUUUUAAUGAAAUUAGCAGAUUGUUCACCUUGCAAAAACGUUCAUAAAGUUCAAGCUCCUACACUUUUAUUACUCGGUGAAAAAGAUGUGCGCAUUCACCCAUGCUCGAGUCUAGCAUAUUACCAUCUUCUUAAGAAGAAUGGUGUUACAUCUAGAGUGUUGAUGUACGAUGAUUGUCAUCCAUUAUAUACUGUUGCCGCUGACAUGGAUAGUUAUAUAAAUGCAGCACUAUGGUUUAUCAAGUAUUUAAAUAGUGAUUUGGAAAAAUCAAUUAACUAA
Molecule: messenger RNA, 2151 nt
Organism: Macrosiphum euphorbiae (potato aphid)
Lineage: Eukaryota; Metazoa; Arthropoda; Insecta; Hemiptera; Aphididae
Source: the annotation of a GenBank genome assembly